This is a messenger RNA of Salarias fasciatus (jewelled blenny), 2029 nucleotides long. RefSeq names its product neural proliferation, differentiation and control, 1a (gene npdc1a). The transcript has 9 exons. The record is from RefSeq and is a predicted model, not a curated record. Gene Ontology annotation, cellular component: membrane. The coding region runs from base 196 to 1218 and encodes 340 amino acids. NCBI's taxonomy places the organism in Eukaryota, Metazoa, Chordata, Actinopteri, Blenniiformes, Blenniidae.
UAUCUUUAGCCCCGCCGCGGAUUAACAGUGCGCCGCCGCUCGCUGCUCAUCCCUGUCCUCAUCCCCCUCAACCUCAAGCUCCCUCGCGUUAUUUAUUUAUUUAUUUUUUUAACAAGCAGAAGCGCACGAGCGCCCCGGACAUGGGGGAAUGACAACGACACCCGCCGGUCCACCGUCCCCUGAGAAGACCCAAGGAUGCCGCCGCCGCCGCUGCCCUCCAGCCCGCGGUCCGGACGCCUGCGCCGGGCCUCGGUACCGCCGCUGCUGGCGCUGCUGCCGCUGACCGCCGCGCUGCUGCUGAGUGUCGUCCCGGCCGGCAGCGGCUUCCCAGCUCACAAUAGAUGCCAUGAAGACUGUGCCAAACAGAGUCGCCAAAACUGUCCGCCUGGCUCUUCGUACUGUGGUUCCUGCUUCCGCCUCUUCGAGGAGAACGAGCAAGGACGCUGCGUGCUGAAGAGCCGCCACAAACACGGAAAAGUCGUAUCUUACACCGACCUGGAAGGAGAAAUCGAUUUCCUUCACUCCUACAUUGAAAACCAACAGAAGUCGAUAACGAACGCCCCCAAAAAGGAGUUCAAACAUCCUCCUGCCGCCAUCAAUCUCCAAGCUAGUGUUGGAAACAGGAGGACGGACGACUCCAGACAUUCCCAGAGGACCCAGGACAGAGUCUCCAAUGGAUCCGCCACCGCAGCCCCUCGACCUGCUGCCUCCGGGCCCCCGAACGCCCCCACCCCCCAACCCAGGGCCACCGGCCGGACGGGCCCCAUUGCCGCGCCAGCACCCAGCAGCAACGACAGCAUCAUUGUCAUUGUGAUCUCGUUGUGUGUGGUGGUCGGCUCCGUGGCCGUCAUUAUGGCUACGGUCUGUAUCGUCAAGAUGCAGAGAAAUUCCCGUCUUGCUGAGAAGGUGGAUUACCCCGCUUUUAGAGGGACAGACGCUCCUGCUCCCACAGCCAACGGCGCUUCGAUGGGAGAUAAGACUCUGGCACAGAGUGCUCAAAUGUAUCACUAUCAGCAUCAGAAACAGCAGAUGAUCUCAAUGGGGAAUCACAAGCCUGAACAGAAAGUCCCCGACACCGACGUCACAUCAGAUGAAGAAGAAGUGGGAGGGGACUUCACGGUGUACGAAUGCCCCGGACUCGCACCGACUGGAGAGAUGGAGGUGAAGAACCCACUGUUUGAUGACUCAACCUUACAAUAUCAGGGGAAUCAAAAGUGAAUGCUGAACACUUCACACACACACGCAAGCCAUUUAUCUGGAGAAAAAAAAAAUCUCAUUGCAUGCUAAGAAAUGAGGGAUUUUGUCAGAGGAUGAGCUGAUGAAAAUGACGAUUCUCUCAUCUGCCCUUUACCUACAUCUGCCCCAGUAUGACUUUUAAUACUUGUGAUGUAUAACAGGUUACUUGUUAAUUUAUUUCUGUCUUUUAAUGUACGAUUUUUAGUCCUGCUAGCUUGCUAGAUUUUGUCCUUUAUAGCUGUUGUCCCGUUCAGACUCCGCGUUUCACUUCUCUUUCUUACUUUUCCUACAUUUCUGCAGCUGUUUCCAAAGAAUGUGAUACAAUCUGCCACACAGGUACAUUUACGUAAGGUCAAGCAAAUAAAAGGUUCCCUUCCUUGUUUUGUCAUGCAAGACGAGUUUCAAAAUCACAUUCCUCAGAUCCCCAGAAACUAUUUUAAGUAUUCACCUCCAGUUACCUCUGUUCCCGAACACACCACAAGGUUAAGCAUUGAAAAUGUUAUCGCUGCUGUUGCUGAUUUCAUUUUUUUUUUCUCCCCUCGAAUCACAUAUAAGCUAAACAAGAAGAUUAAAGAUUAUUGAAUGUAGAUAUCUUUAUUAUUGAUGGGAAUGAAGCGUUUGGUGGUGUCUGUUGCAUGGUUUGACUGUCCCGUGUUUGAAUCAUGGCAAUGCUUGGAUGAAUUAUCCUGCCUCCUGUGUGUAUGCAUCUUAUUGCUGCAGUAGCAGUGUACAGCAAAAAAAAAAAAAAAAGUAACCUCUGAGCACUCGGAGCGAGAUCUUUAGAGAGGAGUUC